Molecule: messenger RNA, 510 nt
Organism: Chlorella variabilis
Lineage: Eukaryota; Viridiplantae; Chlorophyta; Trebouxiophyceae; Chlorellales; Chlorellaceae
Exons: 4
Coding region: 1-510 (169 amino acids)
Biological process (GO): protein phosphorylation
Molecular function (GO): protein kinase activity; ATP binding
Source: RefSeq, a predicted model, not a curated record
AUGGCCAAGCGGCUGACCUGGGUGCGGCUGCUGAGCCUGGCGCUGGAUGCGGCCAAGGGCAUGCUGUACCUGCACUCGCGCUCGCCGCCCAUCGCCCACCGCGACCUCAAGUCUGCAAACCUGCUGGUGGACAGCCAGUGGCACGUCAAGGUGGCCGACUUCAGCCUGAGCCGCACCCUGGAGCUGGGGGCCACCUCGUUCACAGUGGUGCAGACCAACCCUCGCUGGCUGGCGCCAGAGGUGCUCGACGGCAUGCCCGGCCAGCUGCCCGCAGACGUGUGGGCAUUUGGCACGGUGCUCUGGGAGCUGCUGACCUGGCGGCUGCCCUUUGAAGGCCUCAACACCUACCAGCGCACCGGCGGCUCCGGCCUGGCGGUGCCUGCGUCUGGCGACCUGGCGGCGGGCGCCUUCACCUGCUACCCGCAGUAUGUGCGGCUGAUGCAGGCCUGCUGGUGCCACGAGCCCGCGGGCCGCCCCCAGUUUGGCGCCAUCGUGGAGCAGCUGGGGUGA